Laccaria bicolor S238N-H82 is the source of this 756-nucleotide messenger RNA. RefSeq lists its product as uncharacterized. Gene Ontology annotation, cellular component: nucleus. NCBI's taxonomy places the organism in Eukaryota, Fungi, Basidiomycota, Agaricomycetes, Agaricales, Hydnangiaceae. The transcript is spliced from 4 exons. The coding region runs from base 1 to 756 and encodes 251 amino acids. The record is from RefSeq and is a predicted model, not a curated record.
AUGGAUUGGGGCGUCAAUCUACCGUUCACAUUCAGGGAACGCAGAUCUACAACAGAAGGAUCGCUGGAGCUCUCGUCCCAAGACGUCCUACAGAUGCUUGGUCGCGCCUGUCGUCCGCAACAUGACACCUUUGGAGAGAGUAUCGUCAUCACAAACCACUCGAAAAUCCAAUACUACCUCAGCCUGCUGAACCAGCAUCAAGCACUGUCCGCAUUUGUGAUGAAGCCGUUCAAUGGCUUGGCUACAUUUAUCUGUCUACAUUCGCAUUUCGUCGAUUAUCAAGCGGAGGAUGGUGCUCUAAACCACAAGCGUGCUGACAUACUCAUUCUGUUGAGGACAAGAGGAGAAACUGGAGCUCCCAAAUCUACUCGAGAAGGUGCCCAUUCCUGUGAAAGAAAGCCUGCUGCCAAAUUUGCAAGCGUACCUGCUAAUGCAGCUCUCAUCCUGGGACGAUCAAUGACGCUUCUUCGCCAAUUUCAGGGCAUUCUUGCUCAAAUCUUCAGAAAGGCUGAAGACAAACAAUUUCCUUGGUAUCGUUACUUCGAUCUGCGCUUUGUCAACCUCGCAAGUUGUUUAGACCCUCCCGAACUUGGUGAACUCAUCGACUCAUCGAAAUUUCUAACGCUGGACGCCUGGUGCACCGUCUCGCCCAUAGCUUCUCGAUGCCUGACUUUUGAGGACGAAAAGAUCCUACGGCAGAGACCUUCCUUAUCAUGGUGGAAGAUGCGAAACAAGUUGUCAUUUCAUAACACAUAA